This is a messenger RNA of Arachis stenosperma, 801 nucleotides long. RefSeq names its product ras-related protein RABB1c. The transcript is spliced from 5 exons. The record is from RefSeq and is a predicted model, not a curated record. Lineage: Eukaryota; Viridiplantae; Streptophyta; Magnoliopsida; Fabales; Fabaceae. Bases 58 to 555 code for a protein of 165 amino acids. Gene Ontology annotation, cellular component: Golgi apparatus. Gene Ontology annotation, molecular function: GTPase activity; GTP binding.
ACUCAACGCUUUCAACCUGUCCAUGACUUGACUAUUGGUGUUGAAUUUGGGGCCAGGAUGAUCACAAUUGAUAACAAGCCGAUCAAGUUGCAAAUAUGGGAUACGGCUGGUCAAGAAUCCUUCAGAUCUAUUACAAGGUCUUACUACAGAGGGGCUGCAGGUGCACUACUUGUCUAUGAUAUAACCAGGAGGGAGACAUUUAAUCACUUGGCUAGCUGGUUGGAAGAUGCAAGGCAGCAUGCAAAUGCAAAUAUGACAAUUAUGCUAAUUGGCAACAAGUGUGAUCUUGCACACAGACGGGCUGUAAGCACAGAGGAAGGCGAGCAGUUUGCAAAGGAGCAUGGGUUGAUAUUCAUGGAGGCCUCAGCAAAAACUGCUCAGAAUGUUGAAGAGGCAUUCAUAAAAACGGCUGCAACCAUAUACAAGAAGAUUCAGGAUGGGGUUUUCGAUGUUUCGAAUGAGUCAUACGGAAUAAAAGUUGGAUAUGGUGGAAUUCCUGGACCAUCUGGCAACAGGGAUGGCCCUUCUGCUGCAGGUGGAGCCUGCUGCAGUUGAAGUGAAGGACAUGCAUCUUAUUUGCUUCAAUGUAGUCCUUUAUGUAUUCACACUUUCCUUUUACUUUGACUUUGGAUAUGAAAGAUAUAUAUGUUUCUCCAUCCGUUGAUAAAGUUAGUUAAUUGUAUAAUGUUUUCUUUCUAAUCUUGAUUUGUUUCUUCAACGUAAACCGAUCAUUUGUCUCUGUAUUUAUUUUUGUGUAUAAUUGAUUUAUAUGUUGCUUCAUUCUUAAUCAGUUUACAUAGA